This is a messenger RNA of Aspergillus luchuensis, 1401 nucleotides long. RefSeq lists its product as uncharacterized. Gene Ontology annotation, molecular function: aspartic-type endopeptidase activity. The coding region runs from base 1 to 1401 and encodes 466 amino acids. Lineage: Eukaryota; Fungi; Ascomycota; Eurotiomycetes; Eurotiales; Aspergillaceae. The transcript is spliced from 3 exons. The record is from RefSeq and is a predicted model, not a curated record. Gene Ontology annotation, biological process: proteolysis.
AUGCCAUCAAGUUCUUUGCGCCUCGCCAUCACGUUGGCGCUGUCCAUCUGCAGCAGUGCCCUAUCGAGCCAGAGAGAUGAUUCAUCCGUGGUUCCCUUUCCUUUUGACCAUCUUGAGGAUGUUCAUGUUGUCAAGCGGGACAGCCUCAAGACAUUAGAAGCUCCGCUAGUGAUAUAUGGCGACAGCUACUGGAUGAAUGCCUCGAUCGGAACACCUCCGCAGUCACUAAGUUUCCUGCUUGAUCUUACGCGCUCAAGAGUCGAGCCCGCAUACACCCUCGAUGAGGACUACACCUGUUCCGACGAUGAACUCUGCUCGGAAUUCGGCUUCUACAAACCUACCGAUUCAUCCACCUAUCAGCACCUCACCUACACACAGAAACACGAUGCAGGCGUCGACUACACCUACUCCGAUACCAUAACACUUGGAGACCACGCAGCUGACCAGGUCCCACUGGACAUGUACCUUUUGUCCUACACUUCUUACAGCACCCUCGGCCUCUCCUCCGUCAACACCAGCUUUCCCUACAUCCUCGUUGACCGCGGCCUGUCCACCUCCCCCUCCUUCAGCCUAAUCGGCGACAAUGGCAACACCACCACCCCCAGCAUUAUCUUCGGAGGCAUCAACACCUCCAAAUUCAACGGGCCCCUACAAGCCUUCUCCUUUGCCGACCACACCAUUACCAACAACCCAUUUGUUACUCUCGAAGCCGACUCCAUCCAACUAACUACCAAUACCAACGACACUUCAACCUACCCCAUCCCCUCCUCGACCCCCAUGAUGCUCAGGACCGACGAACUAAUCACCUACCUCCCCAACUCAACCGUCCAAUCCCUCUACAACGACCUGAACAUAACCACAGACGGCGUAAUUUCCAGUUCAAGAUUCUACGGCGUCGUCCCCUGCUCCCGCCAGGAUACUGAAUUUCACACGAUCUCCCUGAUCAUUGGAAAUAUGACCUUCUCUGUAGGCUGGGAUGAGCUCUUCGUCCCCUGGACGCGUGACGGACUGUGCAAGUUCGGUAUCCAGGCCCAGGAGUCAGAUUACAGGACCCAUGCAGAGUUGGGUGUUCCCUUUGUGAGAAGGAUGUAUGUCGCUGUGGAUUAUAAUAAUCAGUUUGUUGGGGUUGCGACGCUGAAAGAUGAUGAUGAUCAGGAUGAGGGUGAAGAUGAGGUUGUGGAAAUUGGCACUGGAACAGCGUUGCCUAGUGCUGUCGGGGAUUGGCCGGCCAGUGUUACGGCGUAUACUCCUGCAGCUUCGACGGGGACGGCUGCUGCCACGUUGACAUUUACGACGGCGACGUCGAGUGGUGGAGGUGUGGUGCCGACGGGUCUAUCAGAGAUGGGGAGGGCGUUGUUGGUGCCCGGAGUGUUGGGAAUGGCUGUUUUGCAGGCUGUCUAG